Messenger RNA from Haliotis rufescens (red abalone), 2055 nucleotides. Its product is annotated as glutenin, high molecular weight subunit DX5-like. Lineage: Eukaryota; Metazoa; Mollusca; Gastropoda; Lepetellida; Haliotidae. The record is from RefSeq and is a predicted model, not a curated record. Bases 1 to 2055 code for a protein of 684 amino acids. The transcript is spliced from 3 exons.
AUGAUUAAGACAUUCUACAAUCUCAACCCAGCCAACAGCGACCAAUUCAAGCAUCACUUCCAAGGCAGCGACAGUCACAGGCCAGCUAACAGCGACCAAUUCAAGCAUCACUACCAAGGCAGCGACAGUAAAAGGCCAGCCAACAGCGACCAAUUCAAGCAUCACUUCCAAGGCAGCGACAGUCACAGGCCAGCCAACAGCGACCAAUUCAAGCAUAACUUCCAAGGCAGCGACAGUCACAGGCCAGCUAACGGCAGCGACAGUCACAGACCAGCUAACGGCGACCAAUUCAAGCAUCACUACCAAGGCAGCGACAGUCACAGGCCAGCUUACGGCGACCAAUUCAAGCAUCACUACCAAGGCAGCGUCAGUCACAGGCCAGCUUACGGCGACCAAUUCAAGCAUCACUACCAAGGCAGCGAUAGUCACAGGCCAGCCAACAGCCACCGAUUCAAGCAUCAAUACCACGGCAGCCACUGUCACAGGCAAACUAACAGCGACCAAUUCAAGCAUCAAUACCAAGGCAGUGAGAGUCACAGGCCAGCUAACAGCGACCAAUUCAAGCAUCAAUACCACGGCAGCCACUGUCACAGGUUAGCCAGCAGCGACCAAUUCAAGCAUCACUACCAAGGUAGCGACAGUCACAGGCCAGCUAACGGCGACCAAUUCAAGCAUCAAUACCACGGCAGCGACAGUCACAGGCCAGCUAACGGCGACCAAUUCAAGCAUCGAUUCCAAGGCAGCGACAGUCACAGGCCAGCUAACGGUGACCAAUUCAAGCAUCAAUACCACGGCAGCCACUGUCACAGGUUAGCCAGCAGCGACCAAUUCAAGCAUCACUACCAAGGUAGCGACAGUCACAGGCCAGCUAACGGCGACCAAUUCAAGCAUCAAUACCACGGCAGCGACAGUCACAGGCCAGCUAACGGCGACCAAUUCAAGCAUCAAUACCAAGGCAGCGACAGUCACAGGCCAGCUAACGGCGACCAAUUCAAGCAUCGAUUCCAAGGCAGCGACCGUCACAGGCCAGCUAACGGUGACCAAUUCAAGCAUCAAUACCACGGCAGCCACUGUCACAGGUUAGCCAACAGCGACCAAUUCAAGCAUCACUUCCACGGCAACGACUGUCACAGGCCAGCUAACGGGAGUGAGAGUCACAGGCCAGCUAACGGCGACCAAUUCAAGCAUCAAUACCAAGGAAGCGACAGUCACAGGCCAGCUAAUAGCUACCAAUUCAAGCAUCACUACCAAGGCAGCGACAGUCACAGACCAGCUAACGGCGACCAAUUCAAGCAUCACUACCAAGGCAGCGACAGUCACAGGCCAGCCAACAGCCACCGAUUCAAGCAUCAAUACCACGGCAGCCACUGUCACAGGCAAACUAACAGCGACCAAUUCAAGCAUCAAUACCAAGGCAGUGAGAGUCACAGGCCAGCUAACGGCGACCAAUUCAAGCAUCAAUACCACGGCAGCCACUGUCACAGGUUAGCCAGCAGCGACCAAUUCAAGCAUCACUACCAAGGUAGCGACAGUCACAGGCCAGCUAACGGCGACCAAUUCAAGCAUCAAUACCACGGCAGCGACAGUCACAGGCCAACUAACGGUGACCAAUUCAAGCAUCAAUACCACGGCAGCCACUGUCACAGGUUAGCCAGCAGCGACCAAUUCAAGCAUCACUACCAAGGUAGCGACAGUCACAGGCCAGCUAACGGCGACCAAUUCAAGCAUCAAUACCAAGGCAGCGACAGUCACAGGCCAGCUAACGGCGACCAAAUCAAGCAUCAAUACCAAGGCAGCGACAGUCACAGGCCAGCUAACGGCGACCAAUUCAAGCAUCGAUUCCAAGGCAGCGACCGUCACAGGCCAGCUAACGGUGACCAAUUCAAGCAUCAAUACCACGGCAGCCACUGUCACAGGUUAGCGAACAGCGACCAAUUCAAGCAUCACUUCCAAGGCAGCGACAGUCACAGGCCAGCUAACGGCGACCAAUUCAAGCAUCACUUCCACGGCAACUACUGUCACAGGCCAGCUAACGGUGACCAAUUCAAGCAUUAA